This is a messenger RNA of Closterium sp. Naga37s-1, 699 nucleotides long. NCBI's taxonomy places the organism in Eukaryota, Viridiplantae, Streptophyta, Zygnematophyceae, Desmidiales, Closteriaceae. The record is from the annotation of a GenBank genome assembly.
AUGUUGGCAAUGAAUCGACCUGCAGCUGUGGCUCAUCUGCAUGCCCCUGUUGUUCAGAUUCCUGCUCUUCUGUCGCCCAUGCAGUGUCUGCAACCACGCCGUGCGGAAGGGCGUGUGGAGAGGCGUGCGGGCCAUGUGGAGGGGUUUGGGGAGGGGUUUCGGGAGGGGUUUGGGGAGGGCUAUGCUGAGGGGUAUGCUGAGGGGUAUGCUGAGGGGUAUGCUGAGCAGCGUGCUGGGGAGCGUGCUGAGGGGUGUGGUGGGGGGCGUGCUGAGGGGCGUGCUGAGGGGCGUGGUGGGGAGCGUGCUCAGAUGCAUGCAGAGGGGGGUGCAGAGCGGCAUGUGGAUCGGCAUGUGAAGCGGGAUGUGAAGUGGUGUGUGAAUGUGAAGGUGAAGGUGAAUGGGUAUGUGAAGGGGCAUGUGAAGGGGCAUAUAAAGGGGGAUGUGAAGGGGCAUGUGAAGCAGCAUGAGAGCAGGCAUGUGAAGGGGAAUAUGAAUCAGCGUGUGAAGGGGGAUGUGAGGGGAAAUGUGAAAGGGCAUGUAGAGGAGCAUAUGAAGGGGCAUGUGAAGGGGCAGGGACAUGUGGAGGGGCAUGUGAAGGGGCAGGGGCAUGUGGAGGGGCAUGUGAAGGGGCAGGGGCAUGUGGAGGGGCAUGUGAAGGGGCAUGUGAAGGAGCAUGUGAAGCAUCUUCCUCCUGAGUAG